AUGAAUCAAUUCUAGGAUGUAUUCAAUGAGUUCUCAUAAUUACACAAUCAGAAAUACAAUACAAGGGAAAUAUUAUCAUUUUUGGAUUCCAAAUGUGCUAAUGGCUAUUUCGAUAGAGAUGUGUAUUAAUAAUUGAUUGAAUAAAUCCCACAAGCAUCAUUGCAAUAAUAAUGCACAAUUAAUUAGUUAAUUAAUGUAUUUAAGAAGGCGCAGGAUGUGUUGAAUGAUAAAAUAAACAAAUGCUAACAAAUUAUAGAUUAGAAAAAUAUUGAAAUUAGAGCCUAUAAUGAUAAACUUAGGCAACAGUAAACACAUAGUGUCAAUUCAUAGAGUAAAUUGAAUGUGGAAGUUCUUGAUGCUGAAAUUUUGUAUUAAGGAAAUGGAUAAUUAUAAAUCAGUUUAGAAUGCAUGUCAUCUAUUGUUUAUACAUCAAAAAGACUAAAUCCAGUUUGGAAUGAAGCCUUCGACUUUAAUGCCAAUGAGUAAGCAGUGAUCAAAUUCAUUUUGUUGGAUACAGAACUGCAGUAGAAAAGGGGGAUCGGAGGCGUUGCAUAUAUUGAUAUUAACACCUUUGGAGAUUAGAUGCUUCAUGACUUCACAGUGAAUUUGACUGAUGAAAGUAAUUCUAUUGUGAGAGCCAAAUUGCAUCUUAAAAUAUAAUGGAUCUAUUCAAAAAAUAAAUACUUAUCAGACUUAAUUGAUGAGAAUACGACAUAGAUUAACUAAUUGGAGUAGGAAAUCAACGAUCACAUAGUUGAUUUGGAUAUUAUUAAUUCCCCAUUUAAACAAGCAAUCAAAUUCUAAAAUAAUCUGACUAUAUCGACAUACCAAACACAGCCAAUUUAGUAAUAAUAAUAAGGAAGUCCCUUGUUGAUAAGUGAAAGUCAAAUAGAUAGACUGGUUUAGAUUUCACUCUUAUUAAUUAUCCUUUAUUUGGUGUUUGGAUUGCUGAAUAGUUUAUAUCGAACACUCAACUUUGAUUUUUUAGUUAUAUUCUAUUGCUUUUUGUUUUAUCAGAAAAACUAUAAACUUCAAUCGUUGCUUCACAUUAAAAUCAUAAUGGUCAUGUUGGGUGUUGCCUUGUUGAUGGACAUAAUUUGGCUUGCAAUUUAUAGUACUCCAUAUUUGGGAGAGUUUAAUGCACCUUUUGAUCAUUUAGAAUACGGUUUGCAAAAAUAUCAAAUAAUACUCAGUUGGUUGUUGCUCUUUGGGAAAAUCGUUGUUUUGAUGUUCUAUGUUCACAUCUAUGCCAUCUACCCUGAUAAAUCCACAUAGGUCUAUGAUUAAUAAUGGAAUGCCAUUUUUGGAUGGAAAGAUAUUAAGCAAAUCAAUAUCUAAAGAAAUUAUAAUUGAUUAAUAUAAUAAUUUUCUAUUCUAUUUUAUGCCC
This is a messenger RNA of Paramecium tetraurelia, 1387 nucleotides long. RefSeq lists its product as uncharacterized. Gene Ontology annotation, molecular function: calcium ion binding. NCBI's taxonomy places the organism in Eukaryota, Ciliophora, Oligohymenophorea, Peniculida, Parameciidae. The transcript is spliced from 8 exons. The record is from RefSeq and is a predicted model, not a curated record.